CACACACACACACACACACACACACACACACUCUCACAUCAGGAUGGACACAGCCAGCGAGCAGGAACGGCCCAAAUGGGACAAUAAGGUCCAGUAUCUGCUGACGUGCAUCGGAUUCGCCGUGGGACUCGGGAACGUCUGGAGAUUCCCGUACCUCUGCCAGAUCUACGGAGGAGGUGCGUUCCUGAUCCCGUACCUGAUCGCACUGGUCUUCGAGGGGCUACCUCUGCUGUAUCUGGAGCUGGCCAUCGGUCAGAGUCUGAGGAAGGGCAGCAUCGGCGUCUGGCACUCCAUCUCUCCUCUGCUGGGUGGAGUCGGCGUGGCGUCGAUGAUCAUCUCGUUGCUGGUGGGUUUGUUUUAUAACACCAUCCUGGCCUGGGUUCUCUGGUACUUCUUCCACUCGUUUCAGGAGCCGCUGCCCUGGAGUCAAUGCCCCAUCAUUGAGAACCGCACCGGUUAUGUGCAGGAGUGUGUGGACAGCACACCGGUCAACUACUUCUGGUACAGACAGACACUGAACAUCACGCCGGACAUCGAGCAGAGCGGCUCGCUGCAGUGGAAGCUCGUCGUGUGUCUGGCCUCGGCCUGGAGCAUCGUCUACAUCUGCUUCAUACGGGGCAUCGAGACCAUCGGCAAGGCCGUGUAUGUGACGGCCACAUUUCCAUACCUGGUGUUGACCAUCUUCCUGGUGAGGGCCCUUACUCUGCCCGGGGCCACAGACGGGCUUCGGUACCUCUUCACUCCAGACUGGGCGCUGCUGAUGGAUCCUCAGGUUUGGCUGGACGCUGCGACCCAGAUCUUCUUCUCUCUGUCUCUGGCGUUCGGGGGACUCAUCGCCUUCUCCAGCUACAACCCCAAAAAGAAUGACUGUGAACGGGACACUCUGGUUGUUGGGAUCAUUAACAGCGCCACAUCUCUCUACGCUUCCAUUCCCAUCUUCGCCAUCCUGGGCUUCAAAGCCACCAGCAACUUCAACUCCUGCAUUGACAGUAACAUCCUGGAUCUGACCAACGCUUUCGACGUCACCGAAGGAAACAUCACGAUGGAGAACUACGAGAGCUGGUUAACAUAUCUGAACUCCACCGAUCCGGACAAGGUGUCCAGUCUGAACCUCAAACACUGCGAGCUCCAGAGCUUUCUGGACCAGAGUGCUUCAGGAACGGGGCUGGCGUUCAUCGUGUUCACGGAGGCGGUGAUCGAGAUGCCGGGGUCACAGGUGUGGGCCGUGCUCUUCUUCGUCAUGCUCUUCAGUCUGGGUCUGUCCUCCAUGUUCGGGAAUCUGGAGGGGGUCCUGACGCCACUGCUGGACCUGCACCUGGUGCCCAGCUGGAUGCCCAAAGAGCUCUUCACAGGACUGAUCUGUGUGUUCAACUUCCUGGUGGCCCUGAUCUUCACGCUGGGAUCUGGCAACUACUGGCUGGAGAUCUUCAACAGUUACGUGGGCUCCAUCCCUCUCCUCGUCAUCGCCUUCUGUGAGAUCAUCGGCGUCGUCUUCUUCUACGGGAUGAAGCGGUUCAGUGAUGAUAUCGAGAGCAUGACGGGCCGCCGGCCGAACCUGUUCUGGCGCGUGUGCUGGAUGGGCAUCAGUCCCAUCAUGCUCCUGGUGGUUCUGGUGGCGUACAUCGUGGUCCAGGUCCAGAAACACCCCACAUAUCCAGCCUGGAACCCAGAAUAUGAAAAGUUCCCGGAGUCGGAGGUGAAGCCGUACUCGGACUGGGUGUUCGCCAUCUGUGUGCUGCUGAGCACCGCUCCUGUUGUCUCCAUCCCCAUCGUGGCUGUUUACAGACUGAUCCGACGGCAAACACGGCCACAGACCGGCAGCAGUCUCCCAAACCCCUACGACAACCAGGCCUUCAGCACCGAGAGCUUCAAAGCGCUCUAGAGACACUUCCCAUCAUUCCCUGCAGCACCAUCCCUAACCCUUCAGCAAGAAGGAUCUGAACUCUUAAACUUUUACUUAAACUUUACAUACUUUUUAUUACUAAAAAUGUUUUUUGUGGUUGUUCUUAAACUAGGAGGAUAAAAAGCAAAAAUAAAAAAAUAAAAAAUAAAUAUAUAAUAAUGACCAUUUAAAACGAACAUCUUGAGAAAGAAUCUGAACUCUGAAAAUUAUUAUGACUUUACUGCAUCUUUACAUUAUUUAAAUUAAGAAAAACAAAAAAAUUUAUUGAAAUUUUAUUUUUUGUUACUAAAAUAGCUGAUAGCAGAUGUUUUUCCUCUUUCAAUUAACUUAUUGUUUUAUUUCUAAAGAUUAUUAGUACCAGAUCAAAUCUUUAAAUUUAUAUUUUUUAUUAAAUGUUUAAUAAAUAAUAUAAAUUAUAUUCUAAAAUUAAAUGUAUACUGUAUGAUUAAAUUCUACUUUAUAAUUAAAUUAUAGACUACCAGUCAAAAAUUCUUGAACAGUAUGUUUUUUUUUUUAGUUUCUUCAAGCCUAUAAUUUUUGAUCCAAAAUCAUUUUUUACUAUUUACUAAAAAUAAUUUUACUAUUUAAUAUAUCUGUUUUCUGUGUGAAUCUGUGUUAAAGUGUAAUUUAUUUCUGUGAUGUACAGCUGUAUUAUCAGCAUCAUUCCUCCAGUCUUCAGUGUCACAUGAUCUUCAGAAAUCGUUAUAUAUAUAUAUAUAUAUAUAUAUAUAUAUAUAUAUAUAUAUAUAUAUAAACGUCUUUUAAUAUUUUUCAAAUGCAUUCAAGUAUAAUUUGUGUUGAUUUGACAGUAGCAGGAGAGAUUCUAGUUCAGAUCAAUAUUUGACUCUCACUGUAAGACAAACCUCUUUAACAUUAUAUUUUGGCAGACUUUCCUCACCUGGUCACACAUUACAAACGUCAGUGAAUUUCCGAGGACUGACAGGAGUGAGAGAAACUGUGUUUUGCUCACUGAUCACGUUCUCUUACUGGCAGAUGAGAUUUAGUUAGUCAGUAACCAGAAUAACCAGCACAAGUAUUUACAGCAGUCAUAAUGUGAGUGAACAGUGAACAUCAGCUGUCCUGACAGAACUGACCAUCAACUCAUUCACCAAUGGAAAAAUAGCAUGUUUGUUAAUCAAUAUGAGAUUAUAAUAAUAAAAAGGCAUUUGUU
Molecule: messenger RNA, 3074 nt
Organism: Carassius gibelio (silver crucian carp)
Lineage: Eukaryota; Metazoa; Chordata; Actinopteri; Cypriniformes; Cyprinidae
Gene: slc6a18
Product: solute carrier family 6 member 18
Exons: 12
Coding region: 44-1882 (612 amino acids)
Biological process (GO): sodium ion transmembrane transport
Cellular component (GO): plasma membrane
Source: RefSeq, a predicted model, not a curated record